CUACACUUCACGUCACCCAGACGAUCCAUCCAUCCCGUCUGCCAGCCUCUUCACAUCAGACUCCUUUACCCGCACUCCUCUGACGGUGCUCUCUACCAUUGUCGGACGUACUCAGGGGUCGCGACCUGGUCUCAGUCUGCUCCAAGUCCAUCCCCACCAUCAGGGGCCCUGGUGAAUAAGCAGAUUGGGACUUAGACCCCGCGCCCUGAGGAACCCUGUGCGGUGGACCGAUAGAGAAGCCGCCAGGCGG
Messenger RNA from Staurois parvus, 250 nucleotides. The record is from the annotation of a GenBank genome assembly. Lineage: Eukaryota; Metazoa; Chordata; Amphibia; Anura; Ranidae.